AUCACCAAAAUAAAUGAACUCAACUAUCGAAUCCAAGAAAUCAAACAAUAAAAACCCAAAAUGCCACUCAAAUUCAGACAUACUAAGUUACAACUUUAGGAAACAUCAAAGGGAUCUGUAAGGAAAGUUGCAACAGCCAUGCAGUUCUUGCUCUUCAAACUACUCUUUCCUGUCCUAGUAUGCAUUGCUGAAGCAGUCACAACUAUGCCACAAAACAGCACAAUCCCAGCAGUCAUUAUGUUUGGAGAUUCAGUAGUAGACACUGGCAACAACAAUUACAUCGAAACCGUAGUCAAAGUGAAUUACCCUCCAUACGGUAAGGACUUCAUUGGAGGAAGGCCGACAGGGAGAUUUUGCGAUGGAAAAGUUCCGUCAGACCUCAUUGUUGAAGAGUUGGGGAUUAAGGAUCUUCUGCCAGCGUAUUUUGAUCCAACUCUGCAUGCUCAAGAUCUCCUGACUGGAGUCAACUUUGCUUCUGGAGGCGCAGGCUACGACCCUCUAACGUCCCAUCUUGUAUCAGUACUGUCGUUGUCCGACCAGUUAAGGAUGUUCAAAGAUUACACAACAAAGCUCGAGCUGAUAGCUGGACACGAGAAAACAAUGACAAUAUUACAAGAAGGUCUAUUUGUAGUGGUUGCUGGCAGUAAUGACAUUACCAAUACCUACUUUGGCACGCCUCUACGAAAAUCUCACUAUGAUGUUUCUUCUUACACUGAUUUACUUGUCGCCUAUGCUUCCAACUUCGUGCAGGAGCUGUACAAAUUGGGAGCACGUAGAAUCGGUGUUUUUGGUUUACCACCACUAGGAUGUCUGCCAUCACAAAGAACUUUGAAGGGAGGAGCAGAAAGGAAAUGUAUAGAUAUAUAUAACCAAGUGGCAGAACUGUUCAACAAUAAGCUUUCAGCUGAAGUCGAUUCUAUCAACGCUCGAUAUCCAGAAGCAAGAGUUGUAUACAUAGAUAUUUAUAAUCUCCCUCUUGAUCUCAUCCGUAGCCCACAAAAAUACGGAUUUAAAAUUUCGGACAAGGGCUGCUGCGGAACAGGGACAAUAGAAGUAGCAUUCCUUUGCAAGUACACAUGUUCGGAUGUUUCUGAUUACGUAUUCUGGGACAGUUUUCAUCUUACCGAAAAGGCAUACAGGCUUCUUGUACAUCAGAUCCUCAAGAAGUCCAUCAGAGAGCUUCGUCUGUGAAACCUCGCGCUGCUGAUAGCUUCACGAGUUUCUCCAGCUACCAAAAUUGUUAACAUCCUACUCAUCCUAAUCUGUUCUCACAUUCUUAUACUAGAUUGAUCAAACAUGAUAUUUUUUUAUAGAAUGUCAAUUUUUUUUACUGAUGAUGUUCCAGUGCGAAUGUACAAGGAAAAAGAAUACAAGUUUGACCACUGUUUUA
Molecule: messenger RNA, 1390 nt
Organism: Sesamum indicum (sesame)
Lineage: Eukaryota; Viridiplantae; Streptophyta; Magnoliopsida; Lamiales; Pedaliaceae
Product: GDSL esterase/lipase EXL3
Biological process (GO): lipid metabolic process
Cellular component (GO): extracellular region
Molecular function (GO): lipase activity
Source: RefSeq, a predicted model, not a curated record